GGGAGGGGGACUUCAGGCCGUCUCUACUGAGCUCUACCUGUCUGCGAGAAUGGCGGGUAGGGGGAAGCUAAUUGCGGUGAUCGGAGACGAGGACACAGUUACUGGCUUCCUCCUGGGAGGCAUAGGGGAGCUUAACAAGAACCGCCACCCUAAUUUCCUGGUGGUGGAGAAGGAUACAACCAUCAAUGAGAUCGAAGACACUUUCCGGCAGUUUCUAAACCGGGAUGACAUCGGCAUUAUCCUCAUCAACCAGUACAUCGCAGAGAUGGUGCGGCACGCGCUCGACGCCCACCAGCACUCCAUCCCAGCCGUCCUGGAGAUCCCAUCCAAGGAGCACCCCUAUGAUGCCGCCAAGGACUCCAUCCUGCGCCGGGCCCGGGGCAUGUUCACAGACGAAGACCCUCCCUACAGCCAGGCAGCUCCUCCCCAGGCUUGCCCUCAGUCCUUCUGUGAGUUUUGAGCCUCUGAUUUCCAAUUCCCGUGCCCCUUCCCACUCCAUUA
Messenger RNA from Herpailurus yagouaroundi (jaguarundi), 501 nucleotides. RefSeq names its product V-type proton ATPase subunit F-like. Lineage: Eukaryota; Metazoa; Chordata; Mammalia; Carnivora; Felidae. Gene Ontology annotation, cellular component: membrane; proton-transporting V-type ATPase, V1 domain. Bases 50 to 460 code for a protein of 136 amino acids. The transcript has a single exon. Gene Ontology annotation, molecular function: proton-transporting ATPase activity, rotational mechanism. The record is from RefSeq and is a predicted model, not a curated record. Gene Ontology annotation, biological process: proton transmembrane transport.